This is a messenger RNA of Penicillium canariense, 1674 nucleotides long. RefSeq lists its product as uncharacterized. Gene Ontology annotation, biological process: transmembrane transport; amino acid transport. Bases 1 to 1674 code for a protein of 557 amino acids. Gene Ontology annotation, cellular component: membrane. Lineage: Eukaryota; Fungi; Ascomycota; Eurotiomycetes; Eurotiales; Aspergillaceae. The transcript has 3 exons. Gene Ontology annotation, molecular function: transmembrane transporter activity. The record is from RefSeq and is a predicted model, not a curated record.
AUGGCGAGCAAACUCGAAACCCAUCAGCCCCACAGUUUAGGGCCCAAAUCCGCUUCUUCUGAUGAUGAGAAGCUAAAAGAAGAGACAGACCUGGGGGAGUCACAGUCUAUCGCAGCAAACGGCCUACUCGAAGCCAUGGGAUACGAGCCUGAACUCACUAGGAACCGAUCGACCCUCCAGGUAGCCUUCAUGUCCUUCGUUCUCGCCUCCAUCCCUUAUGGACUCGCCACCACGUUCAUCUAUCCACUUGUUGGGGGUGGUCCUGUAAACAUCAUCUGGGGCUGGCUGAUAGUCUCAAUAAUCAUUCUCUGUGUGGCAGCGUCACUCGGAGAGAUAACUUCAGUCUAUCCAACCGCCGGCGGGGUGUAUUAUCAGUCCUUUAUGCUUUCGCCUCCGUACUAUCGACGAAUCGUCGCCUGGAUCUGUGGCUGGUCCUAUGUGAUUGGAAAUGUCAUGAUAACCCUGGCAGUGAACUUCGGCUCCGCACAGUUCAUCAUUGCCUGCGUGAACGUUUUUGAGGUUUCUCCGGGCAUCGGCAUUUUUGAAGCAACUGCCUACCAGACAUUUCUGAUCUUUCUAGCCAUCACGAUCUUAUGCAAUGCAGUUUCCUCAUUAUGUAACAAGUGGCUGCCCUAUAUCGACGUGAGUACAGAAAAGGAAGUCUUUCUUUCUCCCACUGACAUUGCCCUCCAGACAUUUGCCAUUUUCUGGACCUUUGCCGGUCUCUUAGCCAUCGUUAUCUGCACCUUGGUAGUCGCCAAGAACGGCAGACAUGAUGGCGCAUAUGUGUUUACAAGCUUCGAACCCCAGUCUGGUUGGCCAGUAGGCUGGUCCUUUUGCGUCGGCCUCCUACAAGCUGCAUAUACGACUUCCUCGACUGGGAUGGUCAUCUCAAUGUGCGAAGAAGUUCAGCAUCCAUCUAAGCAAGUACCAAAAGCUAUAAUUGGCACUGUGAUCCUGAAUACCCUCGCCGGGUUUCUUUUCCUUAUUACCUUAGUAUUUGUGCUUCCUGAUAGCAAAGAACUGAUAGCUCUUGCUUCCGGCCAACCGGUUCCAAGCAUCAUAAAGUCCGCCAUCGGUAAUUCGACAGGCACAUUUCUUCUCCUACUACCAUUGGCGGUACUUGCAAUCAUUUGCGGGAUAGGAUGUACUACUACUGUCUCACGAUCCAUCUGGGCCUUUGCGCGGGACGGGGGCAUCCCAUAUUCCAGCAAAUGGCGAAUUGUGAACAACACCCUGGGCGUUCCCUUCAGUGCUAUGAUGCUGGGUAUGGUAGUCCAGAUUGCUCUUGCGCUCAUAUAUUUUGGGUCAACCACGGCUUUCAAUGCUUUUUCUGGAGUUGGCGUAAUCACGCUUACCGUCAGUUACGCAUGCCCCAUUGCUGUCUCCUUUAUUGGUGGUCGGCGGCAAAUCAAAAAUGGCGAAUUUGACCUGGGUAAGCUGGGCGCAUUCUGCAAUGUUGUAGCUCUGGUUUGGAGCAUACUUGCUGUUCCCUUGUUCUGUAUGCCCUCUUCUAUUCCUGUCACUACAGAGACCGUGAAUUAUGCACCUGUGGUAUUUGUCGCGUUUAUUUUUAUUGCUACUGCUUGGUACUGGGCCUGGGGCUACAACAAAUACGUUGGUCCGCCUACUGUCGAUGAUGCCGUGAUUGACAUUCGUUUCUCGAGUGCGUGA